AUGCAGCCGAGAUCACUUUUAAAGUUCCUCAAAAGUGUUAGUCCUGCUCAAAUCAGGGCAAUGCAAAUGAACUUAGCUAAGUUCUCAAGGCAUUUCCUAUAUUCCCAUCCAGCUCAACCUAUGGGUCUAGAAGACUUGAUUUGGAGAAUGUUAGCGGGUAAGUUGGUGAACAUCAAGCUUCAUACCCGGAGGUCACAACGUGUAGUGAAAGAAUCUAGAAGCCUAUGCACUUGUGACUGCAAGCGUUCCAACUUCACAAGCCCAGCUCUAUUGUCUUGA
Ilex paraguariensis (yerba mate) is the source of this 279-nucleotide messenger RNA. The record is from the annotation of a GenBank genome assembly. NCBI's taxonomy places the organism in Eukaryota, Viridiplantae, Streptophyta, Magnoliopsida, Aquifoliales, Aquifoliaceae.